Hydractinia symbiolongicarpus is the source of this 6443-nucleotide messenger RNA. RefSeq names its product echinoderm microtubule-associated protein-like 6. The record is from RefSeq and is a predicted model, not a curated record. The transcript has 36 exons. NCBI's taxonomy places the organism in Eukaryota, Metazoa, Cnidaria, Hydrozoa, Anthoathecata, Hydractiniidae. The coding region runs from base 211 to 6099 and encodes 1962 amino acids. Gene Ontology annotation, molecular function: microtubule binding.
UUACUGUUUUUUUCCAUUCGCCUAUGCCUGAAACUCUAAUUGCAAGCUGUAUAGCUUGUAAGAUUGACAGUAGUUAUAUAAGAAAAGCAUAAAACAAAAAAUACUUAUCUUUAUUUCAUAGGUAACAUCUCAAACAUAUUGUAGAUAUUGUAUAUAUAAAAAAAUUAAAAAUAGAGUUAUAAUAAAAUAAAAUAAUAUGAACAAAUCGAAAUGACUGACAAAACGUCACCUUCAACCCAACUACGGCUAGAUUGGGUGUAUGGUUAUCGUGGACAUCAAUGUCGCAAUAAUUUAUUUUAUACUUCAACUAGAGAAGUUGUUUAUUUUGUGGCUGGAGUUGGUGUAGUGUUCAACCCGAAAUAUCAUGCUCAAAAAUUUUUUCUUGGGCACAAUGAUGACAUCAUAAGUUUGGCACUACAUCCUGAAGGUGAACUAGUCGCAACCGGUCAAGUUGGUAAAGAACCAUACAUAUGCGUAUGGAAUAGCAAAAAUUGUCAGACAGUUUCUAUAUUGAAGGACAAUCACCAAAGAGGCGUGGCCUGUGUGGCAUUUGGUUCAUCAGGCUUGCAACUAGUAUCUGUUGGAUUGGAAGAUUAUUCUCAAGUAACUAUUUGGGAUUGGAAAAAGGGCAAGGCCCUUGCAUCAACCAGAGGGCAUUCAGAUAGAAUUUUUGAUGUGUGUUUCAAUCCCUUUGAAGACAACAAAUUGGUUACAUGUGGUGUAAAACAUAUUAAGUUCUGGUCAUUGUGUGGCAACUCACUAACUGGGAAAAAAGGUAUAUUCGGCAAAAAAGGUGAAAUUCAAAGUGUACUUUGCUUAGCUUAUGGUACAGGUGGUGUUCUAUAUACUGGUACAUUAAGUGGAGAUAUUUACAAAUGGCAAGAAAACACUUUAGUUGAAAAUAUAACUGGUGCCCACGCUGGUGGUGUAUUUACACUUCAUGCUACACCAGACGGCUAUGCUAGUGGAUCAAAAGAUGGAACUGUAGCAUUGUGGGAUACAGAAUUUAAACCAAUCACAAGGAUAGAUUUAAAUAGGCAUUCCAUUGGCUAUUCAGGCAUAUCUGUACGAAGCGUUUGCUGGGGUGGAGAAAGGAUACUGGUUGGCACAAAUGCAGGAGAAGUUUUUGAAGUGUGUGCUGCAGAUAAAGAUAAACCUAUCACUAUUGUUCAGGGACAUGCUGAAGGUGAAUUGUGGGGAUUAGCUAUGCAUCCAAAGAAAAAUGUCUUUGCUACUGGUAGCGAUGACCUGACUGUGAGGUUAUUGGAUAUGGCUAGUAAAAGCCUACUUGCAAAAACUGCAUUUGAUCAAACUAUACGAUCCUUGGCUUAUUCUCCUGAUGGUGCACAUUUAGCUGUAGGACAUGGUGACGGUUCUUUUCGAAUAUUAAAAGGAAGAGAUUUAUCUGAACUUGUUCAUAUACAUGAUCACAAAGAAGUUAUACAUGAAAUGAAAUAUUCUCCUGAUGGAACCCUGUUAGCUGUAGGUAGCAACGAUAACUUAGUGGAUAUCUACUCUAUACAAGACAGAUACAAACGUGUUGGACAAUGCAAAGGAAAUUCCAGCUAUAUAACUCAUAUUGAUUGGUCUGAAGAUAGUAGUUACAUACAAACAAACUCUGGAGCAGCUGAGAGAUUGUUUUACAAAAUGCCUGUUGGAAAAAGAAUAACAAGAAAGGAGGAAAUUGAAUCUAUACAUUGGCAAACAUGGACAUCUGUACUUGGUCCUGAAGUUAAUGGCAUAUGGGAGAAGUAUACUGACACAACAGAUGUAAACGCAUCUGAUACCAAUUUUCAACAGGGUGUGAUUGCCACUGGAGACGAUUUUGGAUUGGUUAAGUUGUUUCGAUUUCCCUGUGUUAAAAAAGGUGCAAAGUUUAGAAAGUAUUCUGGGCAUUCAGCACAUGUUACCAACGUGAGAUUUUCAACAGAUGGCAUGUCAUUAGUUAGUACAGGUGGUGCUGAUCAUGCCGUAUUUCAAUGGAAGGUUAUUCCAGAAGGUUACAGCGAUGAUGCGUCUGAUACGGGGAGUGUUGUUGGAGCCAUGCAAAAUGAAUCUAAUGAUGAAGCUAGUGAUUCAGAUUUAUCUGACGUUGAUCCUUUAGAUAGUGACGUUGAAGAGGAAGUAAAUAAAGACUAUUCACGAGACAUCUACAAAGAAGACAUGCCAAAAAUUCAAAGAAAAUUAAAAUCAAUGGAUGGAUCUGCAGCAACAAAAAAGGCUAGACCCAAUGCUCCAUCAAAAGGAGUUAAAUUAAAUUUUGUUUUUGGAUAUCGUGGAUAUGAUUGUAGAAAUAACUUAUUUUAUACCCAAUCUGGUGAAAUAGUCUAUCACGUUGCAGCUGUGGGAAUUGUGUACAAAAAAGAAACUCACUCACAGAGAUUUUAUUUGGGCCAUGACGAUGAUAUUCUCUGUUUAACAUUACAUCCUAUAAAAGAUUUGGUGGCUUCUGGACAGGUUGGCAGAGAUGCAGCUAUACACAUCUGGGAUGCAGAAAAACUAGAAGCUGUUUCCAUACUGAAAGGUCAACAUGAGCGUGGUGUAUGCGCCUUAGAUUUCUCUGCUGAUGGUAAGAAACUGGGUAGUGUGGGGUUGGAUGAAAAUCAUUGUAUUGUUAUUUGGGACUGGAGAAGAGGUGAAAAAUUAGCCACAACUAGGGCCCACAAAGACAAGAUAUUUGAACUACGUUGGGAUUCAAAUCAUGUAGACAAGCUUGUCACAGUUGGUGUUCGACAUUUAAAAUUUUGGACUCAGGCAGGUGGUGGACUAACCGGUAAGAGAGGUACCUUUGGUGACAAAGCUAAAGCUGACACAAUGUUGUGUAUAACAUAUCCCAAAACGCCUGGGGUAUGUGUAUCAGGUGGGUCAACUGGAUUUGUAUACAUUUGGAAUAAUGAGAAUCUAAAAGAAACAGUACAAGCUCAUCAAGGUCCAGUAUUUGCAAUACAUGCCCUUGAAAAGGGAUAUGUAUCAGGUGGUAAAGAUGGAACAGUUUGUUUAUGGGAUGAAAGUAUGAGUAGGUGUCUGAAAAGUUACACAUUAAAUAAAGCCAGUUUAGCUCCUGGACAAACGAAAGAAGUAUUGGUCCAUGACCUUCCACCAAUUAGGGCAGUAACACUUGGACAAGGAAAAAUACUUGUGGGAACAAAAAAUGGAGAGAUAUGUGAAAUUGACAAAUCUGGACCAAUCACAUCAUUAGUUCAGGGUCACUGUGAAGGUGAAAUUUGGGGCCUAUGUCACCACCCUUCAGCACUAAUAUCAGCUACGGUUAGUGAUGACAAAACUCUUCGAGUUUGGGACUUACAAAAAUAUCUUUUAAUCAAAUCUAGGAAGUUUGCAAAGCCAGGACGGUGUGUAGCAUUCUCAACCGAUGGGAAGGCUAUUGCCGUGGGUUUCAAUGACGGUAGCUUUGUUGUUGUUAAUUUUAACACACUUGAAGAAAUUAUAAGUUUUCAUCAUCGUAAGGAAGAAAUCUCAGACCUAAAGUUUUCCCCAGGGGAAGGAAAAUAUUUAGCUGUGGCAUCUCAUGAUAAUUUUGUUGACAUUUAUAAUGUAUUGUCCAACAACCGCGUUGGUAUAUGCAAGGGCGCAUCAAGCUACAUUACACACUUGGAUUGGGAUGUACGAGGAAAACUCCUUCAAAUCAACAGUGGUGCUAAGGAGCAUCUAUAUUUUGAGGCUCCUAGAGGAUCAAGACAAGCCAUUGUUAGUUCUGAAUUAAAGAAAAUUAAAUGGUCAACAUGGACAGGCGUUUUGGGGAAAGAUUGCGAGGGAAUUUGGGCACCUGGUUCCGAUAUCACUGACAUAAACGCUUCAGAUCUUACAAAAGAUGGGUCCUUAUUAGCAACAGGAGAUGAUUUUGGAUUUGUUAAACUGUUUGAUUUUCCAUUAUCGGGCAAAAAUGCAAAAUGUAAAAAAUAUAAUGGGCACUCGGCACAUGUUACCAAUGUAAGGUGGGCUCAUAACGACAGUCUUCUAUUGUCUACUGGUGGUGCUGAUACAUCUGUCAUGGUAUGGCUGUCUCUGGAUUUUAAUGAGAAUGGACCUGACACUGCUCCAGAGGAUAAAGGCGUAGAGUCAGAUACAGACUCAGAAGAAGAGUCUGGGUAUGACAGCGAUGUUGAACGAGAGAAAAAUAUAGAUUAUACAAGUAAAAUUUACACGAAUCCUUUGCGGGAAGCUAAAGGCACUAAACCUCAAUCUCAAGAAUUGUCACAAGAAGACAAAAAACGAGUUAGCAGGGGAACAUCUGCAAAAUCAAAAGUUCACCAAGAGACUCAUGAGGGAAAAAGGCGUAAACAAGAAGUAAAUGACCUCGCAUUGGAAUUUAUUCAUGGAUAUCGUGGUUUUGAUGCCAGAAAUAAUUUGCAUUACUCGUCUGAUGGCAGUCUAGUUUUUCAUGCAGCUGGGGCUGGAAUUGUGUACAAUCUAGAAACGAAAACACAAACCUUUUAUUUAGAACACACAGAUGAUAUUAUUUGUUUAGCAAUGAAUCAGAAUCCAAAGUUUAAAAACAUUGUGGCUACUGGUCAAAUUGGUACAAAUCCAAUGGUGCAUGUAUGGAAUGUCUCAACCAAACAAACGUUGUCAAUUGUUCAAGGAUUUCAUGAAAAGGGUGUCUGUAGUGUGAAAUUCAGCUCCAGUGGCAGGUAUCUCGUUACAGUGGGACUGGAUGAUGGUCAUUCUCUUGCAGUAUGGAAGUGGAGUGAUGGUACCAAAGUUGCAAGCAGUCUGGGUCACACCCGUCGAAUUUUCGUAGCGGAGUUUCGUCCUGAUUCUGAUACAGCAUUUGUAACAUGUGGAGUAAAACAUGUAAUGUGGUGGACAGUGACUGGAGGAGUACUAGUGGGUAAAAAGGGGAAUUUAUCAUCAUAUGAGGAUGAUGCAAGCAUGCAGACAAUGUUGUCAGUUGCAUUUGGACCAAAUGACACGACCUUCACUGGAGCUAUGAAUGGAGACGUCUAUUUUUGGUCUGGGAAUUCUUUAACAAGAAUUGUGAAACAUGUUCAUAAUGGCCCUGUGUUUUCUAUGUUUACUACUGUCAAAGAUGGUUUGAUUGUCACUGGAGGCAAGGACAAAGGAACGGAAAAAGAUAGUGCACCUGUAAAACUAUGGGACCAAGAGAUGAAAAGAUGUAAAGCAUUUCAAGUUGGGAAGGGUGCUGUUGUUAGAUCUGUGUUCAGAGGAACAAACAAGGGCACUAUUCUUGUUGGAACUCAAGACAAUGAGAUUUUUGAAAUCAAUGAAAAAACUGCUGCUCAUCAGGCAAUUAUAGAAGGACACAGUGAUGGGGAAAUGUGGGGAUUGUCAACUCAUCCUGUGAAAGAUGUAUUUGCAACAAGCAGUGAUGAUGGUACAAUCAGAACAUGGGAUAUUCAGAACCAGUCGCUACUAAACAAAGUGGACAUUGGAGGCGCAGUAAGAUGUUGUUGCUUCUCGCCCGAUGGGGAUUACCUUGGGAUUGGUUUAAAGACAGGUGAAUUUCAUAUAGUAGAUGGAAACACACUGAAGAGUUUGACGAAGAAGAGAGAUCGAAAUCAAUCCGUCACACAAAUGAGAUUCAGUCCAGAUGGCAAGCUUCUUGCAGUUGGCACUGAAGAUCGUUCUGUGGAUUUUUACUCUUUCAAACCACACAUCAAGCGUGUUGGUUACUGCAAGAAUAUUGCCAGUAGUGUGAAUCAACUUGAUUUUGCUGCUGAUGGAAAACACAUACAGGUGUGCACAGACUCUUACGAACGGCUAAUUUUCUCGGUACCGGAUGGAACACACGUGGCAGAUGAAGCAAAGAUUUCUAGAUUAACAUGGAGCUCUUGGACGUGCACACUGGGCAGCGAUGUGAUUGGUAUUUGGCCGAAGAACGCUGACAAAGGAGACAUAAACUGUACACACUUAACUCACACUGGUAGAACACUAACCACAGGAGAUGACUUUGGUUACGUGAAGUUGUACAAAUUUCCCGUCUCCGAACGUUACACAAAGGGAAAGAAAUACGUUGGACAUUCUGCGCACGUGACUAAUGUUCAAUUCACGCAUGAUGACAGAUACUUGAUAAGUACAGGAGGAGAUGAUUGCUGUGUGUUUGUGUGGAAAUGCAGUUAAUCAACAAAAAAAAAAAGAUUUAGAAAUUUUGAAAAGAAAUAGAAUUUUGUAAUAUAUUCUAGUUAUAAUAUUUUUAAUGUACUCGACAUUUUUAUCAACAAUAUUGUGAUUUGGACUGAGUGUAAUCGGAUAUUAAAAGCCUGAGUUGGAUUUCUCGUACUUUCAAUGAGAUUUUUCAGUUAAAUAUAAAUUUGAAAUAAAAAAUGAUUUUUUAUUAAGUCGGUGGUUGUUUUUUUGAAUAUUGCAAAUAAAUUGUACUUUUUUUUAUACAUGAAUUUUUCUUUUGAAUGUUUGUUGUUGUUGCGUCAAACUUUCUUAUAGUCCAAGUGAAUAGCAUUGGGUUU